Messenger RNA from Seriola dumerili (greater amberjack), 841 nucleotides. RefSeq names its product Spi-C transcription factor (gene spic). The record is from RefSeq and is a predicted model, not a curated record. Gene Ontology annotation, biological process: cell differentiation; regulation of transcription by RNA polymerase II. The coding region runs from base 57 to 812 and encodes 251 amino acids. Gene Ontology annotation, cellular component: nucleus. Gene Ontology annotation, molecular function: sequence-specific DNA binding; DNA-binding transcription factor activity, RNA polymerase II-specific. The transcript has 5 exons. Lineage: Eukaryota; Metazoa; Chordata; Actinopteri; Carangiformes; Carangidae.
UUUCACCUAUUAGGACAGAAACAGCCUCAUCUGAGGGAAACACUCAGACAUACAAGAUGGCAUCCUUCGAAAACGACAUCAACCAACACUUCCAGGAUGCAAUCGAUGUGAUUCAACAGCAUUCAAAUAAUUCAUAUUAUGAAUCAGAGUAUACACAUUGUGAAACUCUGGGCACUCAGCACCCAUCUCUGCAGUGUCCUGUCUAUGACUGGAAUGACACAGCUCAGCAGUCCUGGUCUCAGGUCAUCCCUGAUGUCUCCUUUGGUCACACCAUACCAACUGAAUCCCCUCAUUUCUACUCCAUCUUACCACCACAGAGGAACAGCAAAGGUCGUAAGAAACUCAGACUUUAUGAAUACCUCCAUGAAGCUCUGAAUGACCCCAACAUGGGCGACUCAAUCCAGUGGACGGACAGCGGCAGCGGAACCUUCCACUUCAUCUCCAAGAACAAGGAGAAGCUUGCUGAGUGCUGGGGCCAGCGCAAAGGCAACCGCAAGACUAUGACAUAUCAGAAGAUGGCAAGAGCUCUGAGAAACUACAGCCGCACCGGUGAGAUUAUUAAAGUGCGCCGCAAACUCACCUACCAGUUCAACCCAGACAUCCUGCACAGGCUGGGCUCCACGCAGGUGUCCCUGCACCUGCCCUGCCGCCCUGCACAGGAGGAGGCCCACACCCAGCAGCAGAACCCGGCCGAGCAGAGCUACUUCAGCUCUGCAGCGGUGGACUGGCACAGCUGGUACGGACACUACCAGCUGCAGGAGGACUACGACCUGGCCUCCAGCUUCACCUCACAAAGCACAAGCAAACUCUGAGCCAGAGGUUUGGUCACUGGGAAGAAUAA